This is a messenger RNA of Didymosphaeria variabile, 1206 nucleotides long. Its product is annotated as cell wall protein Ecm33. The record is from RefSeq and is a predicted model, not a curated record. Bases 1 to 1206 code for a protein of 401 amino acids. Lineage: Eukaryota; Fungi; Ascomycota; Dothideomycetes; Pleosporales; Didymosphaeriaceae. The transcript has 2 exons.
AUGAGCUUAAACAAAUGCACCAACGUCACCGGACGCAUCACCAUCUCCCCCUCCGCACCCCGAGACAUCCAAAUCAACGGCCCAAAAUCUUUGAACAUGCUCCAGGUCACAUCCGCCAAAUCCCUGCGCUCGAUAUCGUCCUCUUCUGUCCAGUCGAUCGAUAGCAUCAAGCUCAGUGGCCUGCCCAAUCUCGCAUCCCUCAGCUUCUCCGCGCUUAACACCCUAGAAAGUCUACAGCUGGAGGACCUCCCCGCCCUUGAGAAUUGCAGCUUCGGUCUGGGACCGCGGACUGCAGUGAAGGUGUUCAACACGAGUCUGCAGAGCGUAGAAUGGCUUAAAUGGCCGGUCGCAACCUCGCUGAAUAUCUCGAGUAAUGAGAAUCUCCGGGCGGUUAGCCUGCCAUGGGAAGUAAUAGAUGGGGCUGUGGAAAUUAAUGAGAAUCCUGCCUUGGAGAAGGUGGAUGUUUUCUCCAUCAAGGACGUGAAAGGAGACUUUACGUUGGAGGGCAACGACGCGCUGAAGAGUUUGACGUUUGAAAAGUUAGAAAGCGUGGAGGGGAAUGUGCUGCUUAGCGGGACUUAUGGAAAUGUUUCGAUGCCUGUGUUAAACAAGGUUGGUGGAGGGUUGACGAUCAAAUCAACCGACAACAUUCAAGAGUUCUGCGAUGAGCUAGACAAGCAGGGGUUGAAGGCAAAGUACGAAUGCACGUCCGAAGUGCAGAGGGCGGAUGAUGCGUCGGCAAAACCUGCACCACCGAAGAAUUCAGACAGUGCUCCCAAACCUUCUGAUGGUGUGGAUGAAGAGGAUGCAGGCGACGACUUGACCAUCGGCGCCAAAAUCGGCAUCAUCACCGCCUCUGUCAUCCUCGGUCUCUUCCUCGUUGUCGGCGCACUGUCCUUCUUCCGCGCCAGAUCUCGAGGCAAGGUGCGGGAAAUCGUCAUCUCAUCUCCACGACCAAUUUCUGCACCGUCGGUAGCGGCGAGUUCUGCCUCAAGCCCAAAGCUGGAGAGUGCUGAGGCUGUGGCGGUGGGGAAAGGAGUAAAGGACGUGGGUGGUGUGAGAGUUGUGUUGAAUGGGGAGGAGAUGAGGGAAGUGGAGGUAGAAGGGCGAAGGGGGAGAGGAGAAGUGCGGAGGGAGGAAUGGCGGAGAAGAGUGAGUAGUGCGGGGAGUGAGGUGCCGCUUAUCGAGAGGAAUCCGCUUGUCUAG